AAGCUGAGCGGAAGGUCCUUACCGGUCGAUUUGUUGUGGAAGCAGCAACUUUCUCUGUCCUUCAGCCGGAAAAUGUACUACAAAUUAAGCGGUUUUACUCAGAAAUUGACGGGAGCUACUCCCACAACUGCCUACAACCCUCAGGGACUGAAGCAAGGGUUGCCUGCCGAGUCCCCAACCAUGAUCUUCGCUACACCCACCAAGGUGUUGUCAGAAGCUGCAGUGGACCACAUGGAAGGAAACAGGGUUCCUGAACUGCAGAGGAUUUUCCAGAAAGACGGAAACCCCGUUCAUUUAAAGCGGGGAUACCCAGACAGGCUACUGUACCGCACCACCAUGGCCCUCACGGUUGGAGGCGUGGCCUACUGCCUGGUGGCUCUUUACAUUGCAGCCCAGCCAAAGAGAAAUUGACCAACGCCGACCCAGACCUUCCUGUAAUCCUUGUGACUUGUUGCUGCUGCAAUUCUCCGAACAUCCACAGCCUCAGUCUCUUUCCGUUGGACCACCUGUUGGGACUCUUUGUCUAUGAGACUUUAUCCUUUUUGCACAGUGGUUCUCAAAACAAGAGCGGGUGCUUGAUGACCUCAUAGGGAGGAAAUGACCAUCAAAUUAAGUUGAAGGACUUAAAUAAUAAUAAUAAACAAAAUUUUCUAAUUCA
This is a messenger RNA of Nematolebias whitei (Rio pearlfish), 658 nucleotides long. It is a transcript of the gene cox7a2l, whose product is annotated as cytochrome c oxidase subunit 7A-related protein, mitochondrial. NCBI's taxonomy places the organism in Eukaryota, Metazoa, Chordata, Actinopteri, Cyprinodontiformes, Rivulidae. The coding region runs from base 73 to 411 and encodes 112 amino acids. Gene Ontology annotation, biological process: regulation of oxidative phosphorylation; mitochondrial respirasome assembly; mitochondrial electron transport, cytochrome c to oxygen. The transcript is spliced from 3 exons. The record is from RefSeq and is a predicted model, not a curated record.